GAAAAUUCUUGAACCUACCAGAACUAAAACUUCGAUCACUCAGUUGUCCAGCCCAUAUCCAGUCGCUAUCCUGACUCCCUGUAUUUGCAUGGAGGACAAACGUUUUGUGUUUUAAAUGGAAAACAGAAGACUGAAAUGACCAUUUAACUUCACUGCAUCAACAACAAGUCACUGAACUUGGUUUACAAUGUCAAUUGUGCAAUGCAGUUUAAUAAAUUUUCAUUUCAUCCACCCUGUUGUGUUAAUAUUUACUUGACAGUAUCCAGCUUUACCACCACAAUUGCAGUUCAGUAGUGUGUGAAUAUAGUAAUCACGUCUUUGCCUGAUGAUGGCUUCAUGAGCUCAAACAUGUAGCCAAGCUAAUUUUAGGCUUGACCUUUAUAUUGUUGUGUUGAGACGGACUCUAAUAAAGAAAUUUCAGUUUUAUAAAAGUAAAUUUCUGAUGGUACUUCAUAACAUCUAUAUUAUUUAUUUACAGGAACCUCACAUGAAAUGCUGAGCAACUUGGACGAUACUUCCAAGAAUAUUGUGAAAGAUGCCGUUCAGUUUUAUGAUGUCACUAAGACUGGACAAAUUGAUUACGCCAUGGCAAGUUUAGGUGGUUCUAUAGUAUCUACACGUGAUACCAAGAACCAUGUGUCUUCACCAAGUGAAACUGGGGAACGUUCAGCACAGCAAAUCAUUGAGCCUUGUACCAUGCCAGGUGAGUGCUGGGCAUUUGUAGGUUCAGGUGCUGUUGUGAUUGAAUUAAUUGGUAAGGUGAACGUUAAAGCAGUCUCUGUCGAGCAUACUUCAAGUUCCCAUUCGCUCCCAGGAUUAAUAAAGAGCGCACCAAAGGAUUUCUCUGUAUGGGGAUUAAAUAGCCUUGAUGAUGAAGGACAAUACCUUGGGAGUUUCUCCUAUGAUAUCAAUAGCAGUCCUCUGCAGUACUAUACAGUUCAGGAACCAGCAGCAAUUCCGUUUCGCUUCAUUGAGCUCAAGAUUCACAACAAUCAUGGUAACCCAAGUUAUACAUGCCUUUAUCGCUUCAGAGUACAUGGAAUUCUGGAGCCUCUUGAGCAAGCAUAAACACUGUCCAACUGACAGUGAAUAAUGCUGCAUUAUGCAUGAAAGCUAAAUUUCUCUGCUAAUGACAAGGAAUAUGUACUCCAGUAGUGAAAAAUGUGAUGUCUGUAGUGCAACAGAAUUUUUGGGACACUGAAAUACCCACAUAAUAUAAUUGUUACAAGGCAGCUGGAAACUGGAAUAGUGCAGCCAGAGGAGACGACCGUUAAUAGGUAAUGGCUGAUAAGCACGAUUCUGUGGCAGUGAAUACAUGAUGCUACCAGAGAAAUGGUGGAAAUGGCAUUUCCUACUUGGUGUGACCUGAGGCUGCAUACCUAGACCACCCAGCUAGUUGCUUUAACCUCAACAUAUUCAAUAACAAUUCUAAUAAUAUCUAUUUACAGAUCUCUUACUGUGAAUCUACUGAAUCUAGCACAUAGUGUUACAUAAACACUAUAUGUUGGUUUCAGCAUAGUUUCUAGGCCCUUUAAAAAAACGUAUGGCUUAACUACUAGUGUGUACCAGUGUUUAGACAGAGGCUUUGCAAUGGGCUGAUCACUCACCAAAGGAGUCCUACGGACUGCAAAAAAUGAUUACAUAACUGAAUAAGAGGCCAGGGCCCUAAAAUUUAAAUUAAAAUCAUAUACCCUUAAAUGAACAGUGUGGUUUCAGCAGUAAUUCAUCAACAGCAUUGGCUUCUCUUAAUUAAUAAAUGAAAUUUUGUUAGCCAUGACUAACAAAUUAACUGUGGGUGGUAUAUAGUAUAUGGUGGUAUAACCAUGAUAUCUGCAUAUGUCUCUACAUCCCUUGUGGACCUUGGCCAGUUUUUCAGUUUCUUAAUCUAUACACAGUCACUAGGACUCCUUGGACAUUGGAUCAGCCUGCCACAAGGCCACUGCCUAUACACAGAACGACACAAACAGAAUAUACACACAUCAAAUUUCUUAUCAAUCAAUCUUUUGAAGACUUUUACAAUGCAAUUUAUAACCAAAAACUCUGUUCCUACCAAGGCCACUACUGACUGUAUAAUAGUUUUAUUGUAUUUAUGAUAAUACUUAUUGUCUUUUAUAUUAUUUAUUUUAUUGCUUUAUAAUUUUGACAUGUUCUAAUUAUUUACUUGAGCUCAACUUAUACCUGAAUUGUACAUAUGAUUGUAUUGUACUUAUAUGUUGUUCUGCUUAUCUUGAAAUAUUUUAAUCAAUAUUUGACAUGUUCUAUAUCCUAUGGUUUGUAACGAGUUUUAUUGGAUCAUCUGGAACUCGAAAUAAAUUACAAUUACAAUUACAGACAUUCAUGCCACAAGGGGGAUUCGAACUUACG
This is a messenger RNA of Cryptotermes secundus, 2364 nucleotides long. Its product is annotated as SUN domain-containing protein 1. Gene Ontology annotation, cellular component: nuclear envelope; meiotic nuclear membrane microtubule tethering complex. The transcript is spliced from 5 exons. Gene Ontology annotation, molecular function: protein-membrane adaptor activity. The record is from RefSeq and is a predicted model, not a curated record. The coding region runs from base 493 to 1068 and encodes 191 amino acids. Lineage: Eukaryota; Metazoa; Arthropoda; Insecta; Blattodea; Kalotermitidae. Gene Ontology annotation, biological process: nuclear envelope organization.